This is a messenger RNA of Aspergillus terreus NIH2624, 2064 nucleotides long. Its product is annotated as asparagine synthetase B family protein. Gene Ontology annotation, molecular function: asparagine synthase (glutamine-hydrolyzing) activity. NCBI's taxonomy places the organism in Eukaryota, Fungi, Ascomycota, Eurotiomycetes, Eurotiales, Aspergillaceae. The record is from RefSeq and is a predicted model, not a curated record. Gene Ontology annotation, cellular component: cytosol. The transcript has 5 exons. The coding region runs from base 1 to 2064 and encodes 687 amino acids.
AUGUGUGGUAUCUGUGCACUUAUUACCCUGCAGGGUUCUCCCACGCCAACUGAGCAGGAGAACGUGGCCCUGCACAAACAACUCAGCGACAGCUUGGACGUGAUUCAACAUCGUGGGCCUGAUGCACGAGGCGAGUGGGCGAGUGCUGACGGGAGAGUUCGACAUGUCAGACUGUCCAUUAUCGAUCUCAGCCCGGAGGCUAACCAGCCGUUCCACGAUGAUCAAGACGACGUCCAUGCCGUCGUCAAUGGAGAGCUGUACGACUAUGAGCAUUAUCGUAAGCUCCUUGGUGAUGAGUAUGAUUUCAAAAGCCACAGCGAUUGCGAGACCGUUCUUGCAUUGUACAGGCACUACGGCCUUUCCUUUCUCUCCUAUCUGCGUGGAGAAUUUGCCCUUGUCCUAUGGGAUGCGCGGCGCAAAGUCCUUAUUGCUGCAAGGGAUCGGUUCGGAGUCAAAUCGCUGUACCAUACGGUCAUCAACAACAGACUUAUUGUUGCAACGGAGAUGAAGUGCUUCAAGGCAUUCGGAUGGGAGCCUGAAUGGGAUGUGCAGAGCUUCCGGGAAUAUAGCUGGACGUACGGCUCCGGCACGUUCUUCAAGGAUGUCAAAACGGUUGAUCACCGAUCCGAAGCGGAAAUGAUCGCAGGAGUAAGGGAACGUCUCAUGGAGGCAAUCCGUCUGCGACUUCGAGCCGAUGUACCCCUGGGAAUUUAUCUCAGUGGGGGCAUUGACUCAUCAGCGGUGGCAGGGAUGGUUGUGCAUCUUGUGAAAGAAGAAGGCGCGCGUCUGGGAAACGAUGACAGCCAGAUCCUGUCGCGCAUCAAAUGCUUCACAGUGCAGUUUGACAAGGAUAGUGGAGUGGAUGAGUCCGAUAUCGCCCAACGUACCGCGGAGUGGCUCGGCGUCGAUUUUCACCCUGUCCCGAUAGACGAAAAUGCCAUGGUAGCCAGGUUUGAGGAUCUUGUGUGGCAUAGUGAAAUUCCCCUGCCCGAUAUCAACGGCAUUGGGAGACUUGCCAUGGCGGAGACUGCCAAAGCGCACGGGAUCAAGGUCAUCCUUACAGGUACGGAUACUUCUUUUGAGCCUCCAUGUUGUUUCCGCUCACGAGUUUUCUUAGGAGAGGGAUCCGACGAGCAUUUUGGCGGAUACGCGGAUCUGACCAGACAGUACUUCCUUGAGCCCGACCCCUCGUGGCCAUCGGGCCUGCUGUCUGAUGCCGAACGCAAGGAGGCGCUGCAAGUCCUCCAAGGAGAUAGUGGGACGGCUGGAGUGGAAUUUACGAAGCGGAAACUGCCCGAGUCCGCACGGCGGAUGUUGAACAACACGACUAUGUUCAGCCGUACCCUGCUCCUAGGUGCUUUACCUUUCGCACAGUGGACGAACGCGCACACUGCAACCGCACCCGAGACCGGCAUUAUGGAGAGCCUAGAUGGAAGAACGCGCUAUGCGAUCGCGAAUCGCUGGCACCCCCUUCACGCAGCGGAGUAUAUCUGGACGACCGGUUAUUUUCGGACUUUCCUACUCCGCUAUCUUGGGGAUAAUGUCGACAUGGUUCAUCAUGUCGAAACUCGACCGCCGUUCCUGGACCACCACUUGACCGAGUACGCCAACGGCCUUCCACCGAGCGUGAAGAUCAAGUAUUCGCCAACGAAUAAGACGGUGGUAGAGAAGCAUGUCUUGCGGGAAGCGGUUCGACCCUUCGUCACAGACGAGAUAUACAAGCGCAAGAAGAAGCCGUAUCUAGGGCCAACUCGGUUUCAAGAGAAUGGUCCGCUGCAUCAGUUGAUUGGCCGUCUCACCUCGCAGGAAAAUAUAGAAGCGCUGGGCUUUGUGGAUUGGCAGCGGACAAAGGAGCACGUUCAUAAGGCGUUCGUGGAAAAGAAUGGGAUAUCCUUGCGGUACGCAAUGAUGGCUGCUCAGUUCGUUGUCCUAUCUCAAAGAUUUGGGGUCAAGAGAGCUACUCCUUGUAUGUCGUACAACGCAGCGAGAAACCAGGCCUUUGAUAAGUCUACGUCGAUCGUCGCGUUCUUGCUCUGCUCAGAGGUGGAGCGGGAUGGUCGUUAG